GGCUCGGGCUCAGUCUACUUGCGAGUUGCCCCGCGCCCGGCCGUCCGCUCGCUGCCUGCCUCAGUGCCCCGAUCCGCGUCGACGCGUCGUGCCAUGCCGUUGACCCACCGCCACCGCCUCACCCUUCCCCGCCCGCCAUGUCAUUCCGAUUAGCUCUCCCGCUUUUCCUUCGGGAUUUUCCCGUCAUUCCCGCCCGCCAAUUGAGCCGGAACUAAGUGCGUUAAUUAGCCCGGAUUCGAGUACGCAACUCCGCGUCGCCAGUGUUCCGGUGUCCAGUGUCCGCCUCGCUGCUGCCCUUUUAUGGAUCCUGGUGAAAAUUCAACGAGAAUGCUCCGCUCCGUCGUGGAUUAGAGACGACGCGGCUCAAUUUCGCCUUGAUUUAUUUUGUGCUCGUGCGCCGAGUGUUUUCUGUGGCAAUUAUGUGAUGCAAACAUGACAUCAGAGUGAUCUGCUUUUCCUCAGACCCGCAUGCUUUUAACCAAGUGCUAAAUGAUGUAUUCUCGGUGUGGAGUGGUGACUGUGUUAUGAGUUGAUUCGCUCCAUGAUGCAGCCUUCUAUUUUCCAGUCGUCGCUAACAUAUAUGCGGGCGGAACUAUUAUGAUAGUCCUGCUAUUUCUGGCCUUGGUGAUGGGGAGCUACGGCCGUGGUUCGGGCGUGGGCGGCGGUGGUGGCGGGACAAGGGUGAGCGUGGCGGUGCCGCCGCCGCCGCCCCCGCCCCCNGCCCCACACCUACCCCGCGGACUGCCAUGUGGACAACACGGACACGCCGAAGGAGCUCACCUGCCGCGCCCUCGGGCUUCCCGCCGUUCCCGUCGGCCUCCCUCCUACCCUCAUCAAACUAGAUUUAGCAGUAAACAACAUCACAGAACUGACUGAAACCUCCUUCAUGUUCCUUAAAGACCUCGAAGAAGUAAUCCUCGCGGACAAUAAACUAGUGCACAUCCACCCCAGAACUUUUCUUUACAACGGCAGAUUAAAAAGACUAUCUCUUCAAAAUUGUGGCUUAGCUACACUACCUACUGAUGCAUUGCGACCUUUAAGCCAUCUAGCCUCGCUACAACUCGAUCAAAACCACAUCGAGUCGUUAGAAGCCAACUCAUUUGAACAGUUUUCACAAUUGCGGAAUCUACGUUUGGAUGGCAACAACUUUCGUCAAGUCCCCACCGACGCCUUAGCUCCACUUUCAGCUUUAGAGGCACUAAAUUUAGGAAAUAACAAAUUGAAACAAAUUCCAGUCAAUGCAUUCCGUGGCCUUCGCAGUUUAGUCAUAUUAUUAAUCAAAAGGAACCAGAUCUCUAUUAUUGAGGAUGCUGCAUUUGUUAACCUGACAUCUUUAAGAAUCUUAGAAUUAGACGAUAAUGCGUUGGUGCAAGUUCCGUCAGCUCUUAGUAAAUUAACUUCCUUACAAGAAUUGUCUGUAUCAGGCAAUAAAAUAAAAUAUAUUCCAAACGGUGUUUUGCAGAAUGCUCAAGGGCUAGCGAAGCUGGAACUUAAAGGCAAUCCUUUAAUCGGCGUUCAUCCGCACGCAUUUUCUUUCUUACCAAAGUUAAGAAAGUUAAUCCUAUCAGAAGCACGGGAUUUGAAAGAGUUUCCUAGCUUGAACGGCACUAAAGCUUUAGAAAUUUUAAGAAUAGAUCGCGCAAGUAUUACUACAGUUCCUGUAUCAUUAUGCACCAUGUGUCCUCGACUGAAAAGUUUAGAUAUGAAGUCCAACAACUUAUCUCAUAUUCCAAACUUAAAUGAAUGCAAGGAUUUAAGAGUUUUGGAUCUAGCAAAAAACAAAAUUAAAGAAAUUUCAGAAAAUGCUUUCCAUGGUCUCUCCAAGCUGCAUGAUCUACUUUUAUCAAAAAAUUUCAUUUCAGCCAUCGGCAAAGACGCUUUCUUCGGUCUUGUCAGAUUGCAAGUCCUAGAUUUAGAAGCCAAUCAGAUUAAUGACAUUCAUCCGGAAGCUUUUUUAGGAUUAACGCACCUAGAAGAUUUGAAUCUAGGUAACAACAUUUUUAACGAACUGCCCACGGCAGGACUGGAAAGGCUCCUGCAUUUGAAAACAUUUAACAAUCCGAAUUUGCGAGAGUUUCCUGCUCCGGAGAAUUUUCCGCGAAUUCAAACUCUAGUCUUAUCCUAUGCAUACCACUGCUGUGCAUUUCUUCCACUAAUAUCCGCCAAUCCUCACCCAAAGGCUCCUUUGCACGAGUCGGUUAUCUUUCCCAGUGACAACGAGUUUGAUAUGACUUUGUGGAACUCCAGCCUCACCGAUAUCUGGCCCCAACUCCAAAACCUAAGCAAAAAAUUUGGCACGCAAAUCAACGAACUAUGGGAUACUUUUGGCUCAGAUUUUACGUAUCCAGGGAACUUACCGGCAUACAUAGAAGAAUAUUUCGAAGAACAAGAAAGCAAACAGCAUCAUUUUGAGGGUCCAACCGGAAAAAUUCAAUGUUUGCCCCUACCAGGACCUUUCUUACCGUGUCAAGAUUUGUUUGAUUGGUGGACUCUUCGAUGCGGAGUGUGGGUGGUUUUCCUUCUGGCUAUGUUGGGAAACGGCACGGUAGUCAUCGUUCAUUGUUCUUCAAGAUCAAAGAUGGAUGUGCAGCGUUUCUUGGUCUGCAACCUGGCGGCAGCGGAUUUUUGUAUGGGUGCCUAUCUAGGCAUUUUAGCUUUUGUGGACGCGAGCACAUUGGGUGAAUUCAGGAAAUACGCGAUUCCAUUCCAAUUAUCAUGGUGGUGUCGCGGCGGAGGCUUCCUGGCAGUUCUCAGCUCGGAACUAUCCGUGUACACUCUGGCACUUAUCACCCUGGAACGGAACUACGCCAUCACCCAUGCCAUGCACUUGAACAAGCGUCUAUCCCUGAAACACGCCUGGUACUUAAUGACCUGUGGCUGGUCCUUCUCAGUCCUAAUGGCCGCCCUGCCUAUUUUCGGCAUCUCCGAUUACCGGAAAUUCGCCACGUGUCUUCCUUUCGAAGUCACCACCGGUCCCGAGUCCCUGGCUUACGUUGUAUUCCUCAUGUUCUUUAACGGCGUAGCCUUCCUUAUCCUCAUGGGCUGCUACCUGAAGAUGUACUGCGCCAUACGAGGCUCGCAGGCCUGGAAUUCAAACGAAUCUCGAAUCGCCAAGAGAAUGUCGCUCUUAGUUUUUACCGACUUCCUCUGUUGGUCCCCGAUAGCUUUCUUCUCGCUAACCGCCAUCUUUGGACUCCAACUCGUGACUUUGGAGCAAGCCAAAGUUUUCACCGUCUUCGUUUUACCUCUCAACUCCUGCUGCAAUCCAUUCCUCUACGCUAUUCUGACCAAACAAUUCAAAAAGGACUGCGUGCUAAUAUGCAAGGGGAUCGAAGAGUCCCGCGUGACGCGAGGUAUUGGUCGGUGUCGGCACAGCUCGAAUUUUAGCAACCGACAAACGCCGGCCAACACCAAUAGUCUAGUGGACAGGUCCUCACGCGAUCACUACCCACAUAUUCACCAACCUUGUAGUUGUAACGUUAGGCUUCUAGGUGAUAAGUCUUCCUCGCAGCCUCUGGGUAGCCGCCACUGGCUCUUCCAGAAGCUCCGGUGGAUCUUCUGCUUCAGCCGGGAGUCCAACGUCAAGCACAUCACAAGAUCGGAUCAGUAUGCGUACCAGAUCGCGGAGAUCCAACAGAAGCAGCAUAAACGAGCUUCUUCCGUCUCGUCGAGCGAUAAUUUCAGCUCAUCGCGUUCGGACUCCUGGAGGCAGAACCACCAUCAUUGCGGGAUACCCAUGCGACUCCUGGAUCCCAAACGGAGAGCAUCUAGUUGGAUCGUUACAAGGAAAACGUCGCAAGACUCAAACUUAUCCAGCUCGAGAAACGAUAGUUCGGGCUCGGCUAAUACGGCCAGCACGAGUGUUUCCAGGGUCUCGAGAUCGAGCACGUCAAGUGAGGCUCGAUCCAAGCCUCGGUUGACGCGACAGAGUGCCAUUGUUGAUGAUCCCGAACUACCCAAUUCCCCAGCUCGACUCACCGUCAGGUUCCUUACGACGAUACCUUCGGCUGCCGAGACGAGCAUGCAGAUGGAAGAGGACGGUGUUCCCUGCUACGCGAUCCUCCACACAACACCCGAGCUCUCCCAGGGUGCUGCAAACAAUGCUAGUCAGAACGAAACCGCACGCAUCCUCUCCAGAUCCAAGCAAGAGCUCUCGCCGUCCGAUCGUAGGUCGCCGUCUUGAAGUACGUUCCGUUGCUGCGCUUUAAGUUAAUUCAUGUUCGUGUCAUUACUAUGUUUAAGAAUUCAAUGAAAUUGGCUGUGUUUUUUAUAUUGUACAAAUCUCUGAAACAAUAAGUAAGUUAUUUUUUUUGAAGUGAUUUGCCGUUUCGACCACGCUAGUUGUCGGAGAGGUGAUUCCUUUUGUUAAACGAUUGUUUUUCUUUCUUUCUGUCAUUCUAUUCUUUCAUUUUUAGCAUAUGAAUAAAAGACUGUAUUGUAAUUAUAAUGUUGACCAUUUUAGCUCUCUAUUUUCACGAGUAAAAAUAAAUUAUAUUCAAAAGUAAUAAGUUGCACACUCGUAAAUUAUUAUCCAUCUUCAGUGAUUUGCAACGGCUACUCGACUCCUCGUGACAUAUCUAUGGCUAAAGUCAGAAACGACGAAUCUCCAUUGCGGUGUUUCAAAAUUUCUUUUUCUAUUUUAUUUGUCGAAGAAUAAAUAAUCAACCUUACAGCUUGAACUUUAAACAGAAUAUCCUGUCAUCAGAGAAGAAUAAUCAAUUAAGUUUUGGGUGAAUUGCGUUGAUUAGUUUUUCAAAGAAACUAUGAAGUAUGACAGGGAGUCUGUAACGUCGCAAGCGGAGACUCAUGGUUUCGCACUUUGGCCAUCGAUAUUUGAAGUAAAAUAAUCGAUAAGGGAGGAAAAACAGUAGGUAAUUAAAAAAGGGUUUAUUAAAGAAACUGAUAUGAUAUCAUUAGGCGAUUCAGUAGUUAUUUUGAAAGGUGGAGGGGGGGGGAGGGUAACAACGAAGGAAAACAUUUUGGGGUACAACAAAUAGGAUUCUGAGGUAUCGUGAAUGAUCCUUGAAGAGAUAAAGGCCAGCUUUUCAGUAGAAUAGUGAACCUAAACCCUGUAGGUCCCAACACAAGAGUUCAAGAGAACAUUACUCAAAAGCUAGGUAGGAACUGGCUCUUACUGAAGUUUCGUUCUUACAAGUCAAUAAAAGAUUUUGACUUCAAUUUAAUCUAACUUCAAUACAAAGUUUUAACAUUCGUAUCCUGUGAAUUUCAAAUAACCUAGUAGAUGGUAUGACAAUGCGUCAAAAUCUGAGACUAAUAGAAUCACUAAUUUAAUUCUGUUACAGGCCUAGCCAGUCAAAGAAUGGUAUUUUUCCACAGGAUAAUCCCAUAAAUGUAACCUCGUAAAAUUUUGGAUGAAAUUUAUCAUAUUCAUUAUGUUUCAACAUUUUUGUAUUUAAGUUUGAGCUCUCUAGGUAUUUUUAAAUCAUCAUUUUAUGAUAUUUUUUUAUUGUUAUAUAUUUCUGUUAAAAAUGCAAAUAUGAACAAAAGAGGUGGCUUCAUAUGUAAACAUUUUUGUCAAAUAUCAGAUGACCCAAUCCCACUUAGUUUAUAUAUUAACAAGGUGUAUAGGUGCAUGAAAACUGAUUUAAUGGUAUGCUAAAAAAUCAAUACAGUAUGUUUACGUAUACCUUUUUUCAGAUGAUUUUUUUUCUCGGUGUUGAAAAAAAUUACAAUAGUGCAGUUUCAUAGAAUUUCCCUGAGUUUCAAAAUACUGAACAUUCAACGAUCAGCAAUAAUGUAAUUAUGAAUGGUUAAAAUUUUAAUUUUUGAAGUUUUCUCCCGCUCAUCUAUCCAAGUGAGGAGAAAUCAUCCCCUUAUCCUUAAAUUAGCGCAAGUUCUCAGCCCAGAGAAAAGGACAGAGCGCUUUCAGACUGUAGGAAGAAAAAUUCCCUGACAUUUUUUGUUUGUUCUUACUUUAAAUUAAAACAUGCUCAAACAGUAAAGAAUAGGCAAUUCAUCUAAUUUUAAAAUUGAUUCCAAAGUUUUACCUGUCACAAUAAUUCUUUGCUGCACAAUCAUGAGCUUGAUAAAGAGCGCACACGAAUGGAGUCUUUACAAACUACCGUAUACUAAAGAAAAGUGACAUAUAAACACUGGAAUGUUCCCAAAUACCCCCUGAUGAAAUAUUGAUUUGGAAGAAAGCUAUGUUUAUUUUUCCUCGAAAUUUUCAUCUAUUUGAAGUUACGAACAAAAUUUUCAGAAAAAUUUGAAGAGAAACAUUCACACUUUUCCCAAUAAAUUUGUAUUUUGUCGAAAAAAAUUGGCAACGCAUGAAAGGUCAUAUGGCGUAAUCCAUAGCAGGCAAGACCUCUCUUGAUAUUUCUGGAGAACACAUUUUCCUCUUACUUUUUCUAGUUUCCACAGUUUUUUCGGUCCUAUAGUUGACAGUCAGGUUUUUAAUUCACGCUGCCCUUAUUUUAAGAAGACAAUAGAAAGUAAUUUCCUGUAAUUUUUUGCUCUUUUAUUUAUGCAUACCUGUACGUAAUUUAAUAUCUGACUUCCAAGAGGCCGAGUUUAGGAUUCCUGCUGUUUUGAAUUCGAUUGUAAUUUAUUCUGAAAUUUCCUCAGCAUUUUUAUAGCUAAGCGCGUCGAAUUUUAUCCGUAAUUCAUUUUAUUUUUACCUUUAGAAAUAUGAAGGACAAUACCAUUAACAAUCAUGAUUUUAAUUUCACGAUUGCCGUUAUUAGCGAUUCAGAAUAUGUAGGUACUCAUUAUUUUUAAAGUAGAUAAAGUAAAUUCAGAUAUUUUUUUACAAGAGCAGACGGAAAAAUUUUGUUGUGUAUAUUGUCGUGCUGAGAAAAAGCGUUGUAUGAAAAACCAAAUUUUGCCAAAUUGCUUUACGUGAAGCAAUAUUUUUGAGGAAAUUUACAAAUAUUUGUCUCUGCAUUUUUCAGAUACUGUAGAAUAAAUUCAAAGAAAUGCUCUAAAACAUUGGGUGAAAAAUGUUGGUAAGAUUUCCUACAAUUUGCAUUUUAUCAAAAGAAUUUUGACAAUGUCCGAAAGCUCAUUCGACGUUUUCUGUAUCCCAGUAGGAUACGUGUACAACCGCAUGUAAAGUCACAAUACAGUGAACUUCAAAGAUUUAUUACAAGAUUUGCGAUGAUAUAGUUUACUUCGUUUUCGAAGGGUCGAUCGUAGCAUGUAGAGUCGGCUCAUCUCAAUUCGUUGACGAUAAGAUAUUUUCAAAUCAGUGGUGACUGUGCCUCAGCGGCUUCAGCUGAUACAAUUAGGUACUCAAGAUGCUAUUCCUUUUUUUUUUACUCUCAGAAAAAUGUUUACUUGUAUAUGUUCCUAUACAUGUCAUUUUGAAUGUGUCACAAUAUUUACGAAUCAGAUAUAUCUGUGAAUAAUAUGUACUGGCAACACACUGCCCAACAUUUUUUUUUUUUAUAUUAGGUAUAAAGAUAAAUUGAAUUGAUGCAGUUUCCAAAUCUGUCCUCUUGAUCAUGACCUUUAACUUCAGGCUAAAAUAUUUCAAAUAUACGUAAUUCAUUGAAAAUGCUAGAAAAGCCACACGCAUAAAUACUGCAGUGCUAAGGAAUAAAGCUGUAUGAGCAUCCAGACACUGCCAAAUUUCUUUCGAUAAAGUGCCGUCUCUUAAGAACAAUUGAGGCCGUCGUUUUUAGUCUCAAUGUUUCCGAGAAUGAAGUUUGCAAUUGAAUCCUCAAUAGGUAUCUGAAAGUUUCCUCAAAAAGAAAAAUUUUACGGAAGGUAGGGGCAGCAUUUGGAUAAUCAAACAGCAGUUUUAUUAGCGAGGCAGAGGAACUCUUGCUUAUUUUUCUCGGAAAACUGAAGCAUAACAUUUUAAUUAGAAUCCAACCAAACUCAGUAAUGCCAACUAAAAAGAAGAAUAAAAAGAAAAAAUGGAGGAGUGUCAUUGUUGCCGUCUUUCAGAGUAAUAUCCAUAGUACUGUUUGCAGGAGGUGUUUUGAAUUGUGAUACUUGUUCCUAGCCAAUUACUUAAUUUUUAAUGAUCGUGAUGUUAAAAAUAUAUGUACCUAUAGCCUCUACUGUGAGAAAUCUCUUUCUUAUGAAAGAUAUUUUCAUUUCAGGAUAAGAAAACGGAAGUAAAACCACCCUGAAGAACGUAAAAACUUGUAUAAAAUGAAACUAUUUGUACAAUCUAUAUGAUGCUACAAACGUCAAUAAAAUUAAUAUAAAAGGGA
This is a messenger RNA of Bemisia tabaci, 8186 nucleotides long. The record is from RefSeq and is a predicted model, not a curated record. Lineage: Eukaryota; Metazoa; Arthropoda; Insecta; Hemiptera; Aleyrodidae.